Molecule: messenger RNA, 1353 nt
Organism: Malassezia japonica
Lineage: Eukaryota; Fungi; Basidiomycota; Malasseziomycetes; Malasseziales; Malasseziaceae
Gene: HOS2
Product: histone deacetylase
Exons: 2
Coding region: 1-1353 (450 amino acids)
Cellular component (GO): Rpd3L-Expanded complex; nucleus
Molecular function (GO): histone deacetylase activity
Source: RefSeq, a predicted model, not a curated record
AUGGUCGUGCUGGAGUUUGCCGCGGCGGCGAACGCGGAGAAGCCCACGCUGCCUACGUUUUCCAGCGCGCCCUUCUUUUACGAUCGGACAAAGACGGGGAGUGACGGCGCGCCGGAGCUGACACAAGGCGCGCUGCUCGCAGACGCAAAACAUACGCAGGCGCACACCAAUCCGAGCGUGUCGUACUACUUUCCGGUGGGCGUCAGCGACUAUCACUAUGGGGAACGCCACCCGAUGAAACCGGCGCGCCUUGCGCUCACGAAUCGGCUCGUGCACGGAUACGGGCUGCACAAGUAUAUGGACGUGUAUUCCCCGCGUUGGGCGACGCGCGAAGAGCUCGAAAUGUUUCACGAUAGCGACUAUGUCGACUUUUUGAGCACGGUCAAUCCUUCCACACCGCUCUCGGCCGCAUUUACGCGCUUCAACUUUGCCGAUGACUGCCCGGUGUUUGACGGAAUGUACGACUUUUGCCGGGCGUACUCGGGCGCGUCGCUCGCCGCGGCACGGCGCCUCGCCGCGGGCACGACCGACGUCGCGAUCAACUGGACCGGUGGUCUGCACCACGCGAAAAAGUUUGAGGCGAGCGGAUUCUGCUACAUCAACGACAUCGUCCUCGCGAUUCUGGAAUUGCUGCGGACGUAUCCACGUGUCUUGUACAUCGACAUCGAUAUCCACCACGGCGACGGCGUCCAGGAAGCAUUCUACACGUCGAACCGUGUCCUGACCGUCUCGUUCCACAAGUACGGCAACGACUUUUUUCCGUGCACGGGCGACAUCUCGGAAGUGGGCAUCGGACUCGGGAAGCACUUUUGCCUGAAUGUGCCGCUCCAGGACGGAAUCGACGACAGCGCCUAUGUCUCGCUGUUCAAGAGUGUGAUUGAGCCGUGUAUCUACACGUUCCGCCCGGGCGCGAUUGUGCUGCAGUGCGGCGCAGACUCGCUCGGCCUCGAUCGCUUGGGAUGUUUUAAUUUGAGUAUCGCGGGACACGGCGAGUGCGUCGCGUUUACCAAGGCGUUUGGUAUCCCGCUGCUUGUCUUGGGCGGUGGCGGAUAUACGAUUCGCAACGUUGCACGAUGCUGGACGUACGAGACGUCGGUCCUCACAGGGACGCAAGUGCCGGACGACCUGCCGAAUACGCCGUACGAUGCCUUUUUUGCGCCGACACACCGUCUCCAUGAGCCUCUGUUGGCGCGUGUCGAGAACCAAAACCCGCGGUCCAGCUUGGAACGCAUCCGCGUCCAGAUCUUGGAACAGCUCCGCUACAUGCACGGCGCACCUAGCGUGCAGAUGCACGAACUCCCGCCGGACUUGGCCGGAGGGUGGGUCGAUGAGCCCGUCAAGGAAGAAGAGUAG